Camellia sinensis is the source of this 507-nucleotide messenger RNA. The record is from RefSeq and is a predicted model, not a curated record. NCBI's taxonomy places the organism in Eukaryota, Viridiplantae, Streptophyta, Magnoliopsida, Ericales, Theaceae.
CGUGCAGAAGAGUGACGAGAAAGAAAAGCCAAAUCAAAUUCAACCCAAAUCAUAACUAAUUUAUGGUCAUCAUCAUAUAUUAGUGAUCCCAAUAUAUUUCAGUUUUGAUAUAUCAUUAAAAAAAUGUAUAAAAUACUUUCACAGCAACCCAAAUCUCAAUAUCAAGAUGAUCCAUCAACGACAACUUCUAAUGUUCCUUCGGAGUUCCUCUCUCAGGCAGUGUUUGCAGGAGAGAGUUUCUGGGGUCUUGAAGCUGCAUAUGGACGUGUCGACGGAGUUGUCAAAACUGUUACAGGUUAUUGCGGAGGAACCCUCAGAAAACCUACAUACAGAGAGGUGCGUGAAGGAAGAACAGGGCACACUGAAGCAGUGAAAGUCACAUACGAUAAAAGGAAAACAUCUUACAGAUCUCUCUGUGACGCAUUCUGGGAAACCCAUGAUCCCACCAACAAGGACUUUCUUGUAAUUUCCUCUCCUGUUUUUAUUAUAUUCAUCAUUCCAAAAUGA